UAUAUUAUUAUAUCAAAUACUUUCUACAAACUACUAAAUUAAAGUAAAGUAUAUGCCCCAUAAUUUAUGUGAUCAUGAAUUUUGAUCUUGGUCUUGCUCUUGGAAUUGGCUUCCAUGAUCAAGAGAAGAAUUGCAUGAAGAAAAAGGAGGAUGAUCCAUCAAGAAAAUGCAAUAAUAAGGCAUACCCAUCUCUUACAUUAGGACCAGCAAUAAUUGAUGAUGAUGAUAAUCAUAAUCAAGGUUCAAAGAUUAUUGAAGACUCUAAUAAUUCUUCUCCAAGUGCAGUGUCAUCAUUUUCCAACUCUUCUAUCAUAAUCAAGAAGGAGAAAGAUCAAGAAUUUGAGGUUGAGAUUGAUGAGAAGGCUCCAUCAUCAUCAAGGGAUGAAGAUGGUAACAACACAAAAAGGAAGAAACUUAGGCUCACAAAAGAACAAUCUACAAUCUUGGAGGAAAGCUUCAAGAACCAUUCUAAUCCCAAUCCGAAGCAAAAGCAAGAAUUGGCAACACACUUGCAUCUGCUGCCGAGACAAGUGGAGGUAUGGUUCCAGAACAGGAGAGCCAGGACAAAGCUGAAACAAACAGAAUCAGAUUGUGAGUUCCUGAAGAAGUGCUACGAAAAUCUAACAGAAGAGAAUAAGAGGCUCCAAAACGAACUUCAAGAACUGAAAUCAAUGCAAACAACAACACCCUUUUCCAUGCAAAUUCCACCAACAACUCUUACUAUAUGCCCUUCUUGUGAGACAAUUUGGGCUAAUAAUAAUAAUAAUAAUAAUGGGGAAUUAUUGCUUAUAAGUUCAAAAGCUCAUCAACAUCAUAAUCAUUUCUACAAAAAUAAUGGAUAUCCAUUAUUCAAACACUCAUCAUCCGCAACAUGCUAGAUUUACAUAUAGAAGGCUAUAAACACUAUACAGAAUUUUCAGGGGAAUUAUUGUUGUAUUUUGUUAUGGGUAUUUAAUUUUGUGAUAUGGUGGUGAGGUCAAUUAUUAUAUAUCACUUAAUUAGCAAAGUGUAAUGUAAUUAAAUCUAGCUUAGUAGUAUAGAGAGCUCCCAUGUGAUUUUUUUACCGUCAAAUUUUAGAUUAUAAUAAUGCAAU
This is a messenger RNA of Arachis stenosperma, 1093 nucleotides long. Its product is annotated as homeobox-leucine zipper protein HAT9-like. The record is from RefSeq and is a predicted model, not a curated record. NCBI's taxonomy places the organism in Eukaryota, Viridiplantae, Streptophyta, Magnoliopsida, Fabales, Fabaceae. The transcript has 3 exons. Gene Ontology annotation, biological process: regulation of DNA-templated transcription. Gene Ontology annotation, molecular function: DNA-binding transcription factor activity, RNA polymerase II-specific; sequence-specific DNA binding. The coding region runs from base 75 to 878 and encodes 267 amino acids.